Messenger RNA from Magnolia sinica, 480 nucleotides. RefSeq names its product transcription factor ILI6-like. Bases 146 to 412 code for a protein of 88 amino acids. Gene Ontology annotation, molecular function: protein dimerization activity. Gene Ontology annotation, biological process: regulation of DNA-templated transcription; regulation of growth. NCBI's taxonomy places the organism in Eukaryota, Viridiplantae, Streptophyta, Magnoliopsida, Magnoliales, Magnoliaceae. The transcript is spliced from 2 exons. The record is from RefSeq and is a predicted model, not a curated record.
UUUUCAAUGUGUUUUCUCACCAACCUGUCCCCAAAGAACUCCCCAACUCCUUCCUUUAAAUAGUAUUUCUCCUUCCAUCCUUCCCCCACUUCCCACUUCCUCAUUCUUUCCAUUUUCUAAAACACACGUGCCGUCACCUCCAACAAUGUCGAGCGGAAGAUCUAGGGUUCCAAAGAAGAUCACUGAGGAAGAGAUCAAUGAUCUCAUCUCCAGAUUACAAGCUCUGGUCCCAGAACGACGUACCGAGAGCUUAAGCAGGGCCUCGGCAUCUGUGGUUCUAAAAGAGACAUGUAACUACAUCCGGAGGUUGCACAGAGAGCUUGAUAGCUUGAACGAACAGCUAGCUCACCUACUGGAGAAUAUGGACAGUAGUGGCGCUGAAGCAGAGAUAAUCAAGAAUCUGUUAAUGUAAUUAAUCCACUUCUUAUUUCUGUAUUAUCUUUUGUCUAUGUUUGUUACAAUUACAUGGAAAAUAUAAGU